CCUUCCACAGCCUCCUUUUGGCUUUCAUUCUCGCGUGCAACUUCCGAACAAAACCUACUGCAAUUUUCAGAGAGAGAGAGAGAGAGAGAGAGUCUUCUGUAGGUAACACACAAAUACUUGAACGCAGACGCGCGCGCACUCACACGCAGACACCAUCAAAGAGAAACCCACUGGACACAGAAACAAAAACCCAACAUUUAAGGUGCUUCCCCCAUUAUUACUCUGCUAUUCAUCCUGUUCCUUCUUCUUCUUCUUCUUCUUACCUAAGGAAGAGAGAGAGAGAGAGAGAAAGAGAGAGAGAGACAGAGAAAGACGGAGAGACAGAGAUCCUUUUCCUCCCACACUACAUUCCCAACUUUGUCUUGGGCAAAGAAAUCCCAAUCCCGCAAUUUCAUAACUUCUUCUCCUCUUCAAAUUCCCCAAUUUUUUUGCGGACGCUUCGAAUCGUGCUUCCCUUUUCCGCUUUUGAUCGGUACCCAAUAAAGUCUUUGAUUCUCUUCUCUCUCUCUCUUCUCCAAAUCUCGAUUUUUAUUCUUCUUUCUGAAUUUAUUCGAGUAGCAUAAUUAGGGUUCUUUUUUGUACUGGCAGCUUGUGCUGAGAAACGGGUUUCUUUUGCUGCGGGAUUUCUAGGGUUCUUGUGGAUCGCAAUCCUGCACACUUUUUCAAUUCCUCAAUUUUGGACUUAAAUUAGGUUUGAUCAGAGCACAGAUUGGAGAGUACAGGAGUGUGCUCGGCGAUGGGCACGAGCUCCAGUCUUCCACGGAAUCAAAAUUGUGGAUUUGAUAGUACUAGGGCUCAUCUAUCGAGUUCGGAGAUUGCUUAGGAACAAUGGUUACCCAUUGGUGCUCCGAGCAUGGAAGAGGAUUGCACGUAUUGAAUUGUGUGUAGACAGUGAUCCGAGACUUUGGGGGAAUCGAUCUUUUUGGAGGAUUAAGCGUUUCUGGGUCUUUGCUGCUUUGCUCGUUUGAUCUUUAAGUUGGGAAUGAUUUUGGUGUUGGGAUUUGCUUAUAAGGAGGUGAUGUUUUUGUAUUGGCCCAGAAGGCAACACAGAGGUUCUGAUUGUAGUUCACCGUUUUUGUUUCUCAAGAAACCCUUUGGGUUAACAUAGUUUGAGCUAAAUUAUUGACCAAAGAGAUUUCUCAGCUUUGCCAUCCGUGUCUUGUUUAACUAGUUUAGUGUAGUACCACAGUGGUUUGAUUGGGUGGUUACCAUCUGGUGUUAAUUUUUGAAGUAUUUUUUGGUGAUACCUGGGUGACGCCUGUGUACAUUUUCGCUAGUGGGGAAGAAAGAUUGGUGGGUUUUGUAAUUGGUGUUUGUUAGAGUGAGUGGUAUGCUUAUGGAGGGAUAUUGAAGCUGGAAAUGAAUGCGGGGACAUGGUGUAUGGACAAGAGCAUAGUUUCUGGUUCGUUCUCUUUCCGGAACAGCAUUACUGGAAUGUAAUUCGAGCAUUUUUGUUAGUGGAAGGUGCUAGUAGAGUGUACUUCUGGAUUUCCUGCAAUGUCGCGCUGCUUUCAGUUCCCACCACCAGGAUAUGAAAAGAAGACUAAGACCGAGGAUGUGGACUUAUUAAAAAAGGAAAAGCACAAAGAAAAGAAGCAAAAAAAGGAGAAAAGGGACAAAGAGAAGAGAGAAACUAAAGAGAAAAGAGAGACAGAGAAAAGUGAAGGGAAGCACAGGGAAAAGAAAGACAAGAAGGACAAGAACAGAGAUAAAAAGAAGGAUAAGGAGAAGGACAGGGAUAAGGAGAAAAACAGUGUCCCAGAUGAGAAGAGACUUCUGGGGCAAGCCGAGUGUCAAAUUGGGGAAAAACCCAUCCAUAGAGAGGAAAGGGAUAAAGGUAAAAACAAUAUUUCGGAUGAGAAAAGAAAUGCUGGGCAGUUUGCAGGUUACAAUGCAAAGAAACAAAGUGAGAGCAACCAUCUUGUGGGGGAGACGAAGGAUUUUAAAUUUGUGCAGGAGUUUGGCAAGAGGAUCAAAGAUGAUAACAGGGCAACCGAGAACAAGUUGGCUGAGAAGUUCACAAAUACGGACCAAAGAAAGGAUGAGGGGACGGUCAAAUUGGUGGCUAAAGGUACUGAUAUUAGGGUUGAAGGGAAGGAGAAGAGCAAGAGGGUUGAUGAUAGAAAGAUGGAUGGUCCAGGAAUUAAGGGUGAGUCAAGAUUUAGUGGAAAUUCAACGGUUCCGAACCCCGCUGGGGUUGCUCAAACUAGAGUUGAAGGAAUAUCCGGACUAUUUGAAAAAAAUAUUGAUAGAAGGGCAGACGAGAAAGAAAAGGCCAAAGAAAAGGAAAUUGAUAAUAAACGGGGGAAUAAACACAAGGAAAAAGAUAGAGAGAAAAAGAGCCAAGGGAAGGAUAAGGACAGGGAAAAAGAGAAAAAGAAGGAGGAGAAAGCAAAGGCGAAAACUGAACAUAAGAACACAGAACAUGAUAAACUAAAAGAAAGCAACCAGAGUGACCUUAUCAAUAGCCAUAAUGCUAGAACCCCAAAACUUCCCAAGGACAGCGACAAGAGUGCCACUUCUGAGGAAAGUCUCAAGAAACGGAAGGAAGUGGAUACAAAUGGAGUUUUACAUGCCAGUGAUGUUCGGCCCAAUAAAUUGGCAAGACCCAAUUCUUCCUCUCAUCAAUUUCCGGUAAAUGGAAGGGUAUUGGAACUUUGUCAAACUUCUGUCACAAAUGCUUCAGAUAGGCCUGGUGCAGCCAGUAAUCUUAAGGUGGAUAAUAAGGAACGCAAGAUAAAUGGCGUUAUAGACCAGUCAUCUUCUGUCUCCUCAAAGAAGCCUAUGCUUGCCUCUGCCCAAGCUGAGCGGAUUGUGAAAGUGUUUGCUAAGCCACCCCACCCAGAUGCCAAGUAUCUAAGCCAGGUAUAUACUGUACCCAAAAUGAGCGAGUGGUCGGAUUAUGAUGACCAAGAAUGGCUGUUUAGCAGCAAUGGUUUUCAAUCAGAAAAGCCCAAAGUGGAAUCUUCACGGGUUGAGGACACGCCGCAGGUAUGGGAGGAAGCUGUGAGGAUAGAGUCAGCUGAUAUUUGUGCUCUGCCGUAUGUUAUUCCAUACUGAUUAACUAUACAAAUUUGCACUAAUUAUUCAAACGGCACUCGCCACCCUCAUGCUCUACCUGAGCUGGGAGGAAAUCCUUCAUAGGACCACAAAUGGGGAAGGUACAGACAGGUACAGCAGCAUCUGGCCUUUGAAGAAGAAAUUUCCAAUUUUCUUGCUGCAUUUGUUUGUUAUUGCUUUCUGUUGAGGGGAGCAUUGUGUGGGUGAUUGCCUUGUUCUUCUAUAAGGUUGGGUGAAACACGUUUUUCGGUAAACAUGAUUGAAACGCAUUUGUUACACGCCAUUGUAUGCUCCAGUGCAUCAUUGCAGGGCUAUAUGGGAAGGGGGCUCUUUUGCCUCAUGGCAUCAGACUACUAAUUCAUUGAAAAUGAAAAUUUUCAUAAAGGCGGCUCAGAAAGGUUGGUUAGAGAGGGAGAUGUGUAAGCUUGUGGAAUUUUUAUUAUACUUGCUCAUCAUCUAAUUGAGAAUGUAAGGGAAACUAGAUGUGGUCUUUGAAACCCCCCCACAAUUUUGAUUUGUAACAUAGAACUCUUAUUUACAAGAAAUGUAAAAUAGAGGAAAAGGAAAGUAGUGGCAUU
Messenger RNA from Juglans regia (Persian walnut), 3638 nucleotides. RefSeq names its product myb-like protein X. The transcript is spliced from 3 exons. NCBI's taxonomy places the organism in Eukaryota, Viridiplantae, Streptophyta, Magnoliopsida, Fagales, Juglandaceae. The coding region runs from base 1498 to 3060 and encodes 520 amino acids. The record is from RefSeq and is a predicted model, not a curated record.